Messenger RNA from Chenopodium quinoa (quinoa), 1383 nucleotides. RefSeq lists its product as uncharacterized. The record is from RefSeq and is a predicted model, not a curated record. The coding region runs from base 1 to 1383 and encodes 460 amino acids. Lineage: Eukaryota; Viridiplantae; Streptophyta; Magnoliopsida; Caryophyllales; Amaranthaceae. The transcript is spliced from 6 exons.
AUGUGCAUAGAAACAAACCUAGAGUCAAAAGCUUUUUGUGCAUUGAAUGAAACUGAGUCUAUCCCUAAACAACUGCAAUUUACAAGCAUCUUUAUCUCCUUCACUGGACAAUGGAAAGGUCUGUUUAGAGGUGUUAGGCCUUUAAUUGGUGUAGAUGGGACCCAUCUCAAAGGUAACUAUGGGGGGGUAUUGCUCUCUGCUGUGGGAAUAGAUGGAAAUAAUGAGAUCUUCCCCAUUGCAUAUGUUGUAGUUGGCCAAGAAGACAAGCAAUCAUGGACAUACUUCUUUUGGCAUUUGUUGAACAUUGUGAAAGACUCAUCAAGGGAGCAUUGGACCAUUAUUUCUGAUAGGCAAAAGGGAGUUGAACUUGCAUUAGAACAAGUCUGGCCUAAAGCUGAUAGGAGGUUUUACUGUAGGCAUCUCAGUAGAAACUUCAAGAAACUUUUUCCAGGCCCUAUGAUGUAUGUUCUCUUUUGGAGAUCUUGCAAUGCAUUUUCAGUUUUCACAUUUAGGAAAGCUAUGGAAAAGUUGCAGAAAGUAGGAGGUGAUGAUGUCAUGUCUUGGUUUGCAGACUUGGGAGAGCAAUCUAAAUGGAGUAAGCAUGCAUUUGACCCAAAUGUUUGCAAUGACUCCAAUACCUCUAAUUUUGUAGAGAGCUUCAACUCUACACUUGGGGUGAAUAGGUGUAGGCCUAUUUUGACUUUGCUAGAAGGAAUAAGAAGGGUUUGUAUGGUGAGAAUUGCAACAAGGAUGGAGAAUGCAAGGUCUUGGAAAGAUGAAGACAUUACUCCUAAAAUUGUGAAGCUAGUGAAAGAAAUAGGUGUGCCAUGUAGGCAUGCCAUUAGGGCCUGCAUUGAUGCAAAGCUUGACCCACAUGACUUUGUCAGUUCCUGGUAUUUUGUGAAGACUUAUAGGCAAGCUUAUAGUGUCUGCAUUAACCCAAUUCCUGACACACAACAAUGGCCUGCAGAUGAGUCAGGUACAAUCAUCAUGCCUCCUAAGAUGAAGAGGGGAAUUGAAAGACCAAGUAGGAAUAGAAAGAGGGAGAAAGGUGAAGAGCAACCUGGUGAUAUACGUGUUUUAUACAAUGAGAGGUACGCGAUAAGCCUAUCACCUGGAAAAAGGUCCAAAACAGUCAAAUGUAGCAAAUGUGGUUGCUUUGGCCAUAAUAAGACAACUUGUAAGGGAGGCUUAUCUGGGAAAGAACUGAAGUCAAAUGAGCCUCUUGUCAUAAAAAAUCCUAGGGUCAAAGACCAAAGCAAUGCAGCAAAGGCAGCUAAGGCAGCAAAGAAAUCUGAAGAAGUUGGAUCUCAGUCUGCAGCUUCAUCAAACAACCAAAGGGAAAGAAGGGCAGACCCUCAACUGAGCAAGCAACAGUAUUGA